Molecule: messenger RNA, 1687 nt
Organism: Porites lobata
Lineage: Eukaryota; Metazoa; Cnidaria; Anthozoa; Scleractinia; Poritidae
Source: the annotation of a GenBank genome assembly
AUGGCUGGGAACAAAGAACAGAGUUGCUGGUAUCAAGGUGGACCUCCCCUUACUUAUUUCCCACUUCCAGUCCCUGAUCCUGCAAAACCAUGGGGCGGAGACUGCUCCAGCUGUAAAGGUCAAUGUCCCGGUCACUAUAUGAAGCUUCAACAAGCCUGGCUACAUGUUCAAGAACAUGGGAACAAAGAUGUCCAGUCUGAUCCCCCAUCAGUUAUUCUCCAGGAUGCAUUCAAUGAGACUGUUAAGUCAGGAACUGAUAUUUUGGAAGAUAGAGCUCAAAUAGAGAAUCUGGCGAAGGAAACCCACUUAACAGUGCAGGAGACAGUGAUGUGGCUUAAUCAAGGAAUUAGGGCAAGAAGAGUCAAAGAAGCGCAAAAAGCUGCAGCAAAGAGAGCAGCAAAGCGAGGUACAUCCUAGAAGUACUAAAUGUUUAGUUUUAGGAUCCUUACAGGAAAUUGCAAGUGCAUGGCACGUUAUGUCUUAAGUGCUAUCUUAAUUGCAAAUUUCCUGCUUAAGGUAUGAAAUGUUGCACUGUUGUGAGCUAGCAUGGGAAGGUUGUAAUGCUUACAUUUAAAAAUUAAAUAACGUAUUUUCAGUCAACAUAUUUUGCGUAGAAUUGUUACAUUAAGUGAUUCUGAAGAAGUAACUUCUUGACCUUUCUUGUUCUCAGUUGUGGAUGGACAGGCUUCAAGUGUUCCUGAUGUUGUAAACGAAGUACCAGCAUCGUCUAGUGGUGAGUUAAGAAAAAUUGACCUCAUUAAAGCUUUAAUACUUGAGCUUACAGGCAAAAUAUUGAAGUCCAAGAGGGCUUGAAAAACAAUGAGAAUGACUGUUGUCAGUAACAUGUUUGCUGUCUUUUAAAGGUUUGUUAUUGAUUGAUCCAACUAUAACAUGCACAUGUCCUGCAAUGCCUUUCUAUUUACAACUUUAUUCCUUCUUAUGUGAUGUGUAUAUUUCCAUAGAACCAGAUGAGUCAGAAGACGACACUCUAUGCCCCUGUGGAAGGACAAAUGAAGAGGAAAACAUGAUAGGUUGUGACGGCAAGACAUGUGCCAUUAAGUGGUACCACUUCUCAUGUGCAGGCAUCAGUGAAAUUGACAUCCCCCAAGGACUAUGGUACUAUAACAGUUGCCCAAAACCUAGCUGAUGGAUAAGCCACAUGAAUUGUCACAGUGUUUCCAAUGUGUGUCAGAAAAGUAGGACUUUGCAUAUUUCGCUAUUAAAUGCUAACCAGUCUUUGAAAAAUCCAAACCUUUAGUCGGGGCUUAAACUAAGAAUUCUCCCCUUUAAGGUGGGGCUUUUUCUUCCUUUUUUUCGUUCAGCUGUCUAAUGCCCCACGUCUUCCCGGGGUGGGUGGGGGUUUCCAAUGGCAAGUGCAAAGGUCGGAAAUCCCAGUGGCGAUGUUUAUUGUAAUGUGAGAAUUCUGCUAGAUUAUUGUGCUCAGAAGUCCUACAUAAGCACGAGGUUGAGAAACGAAUCAUGUCUGCCUUCAAUUAGAACGGAAACAGUUUUAAUUAAAACAUUUGGAAACAAUGAACCCUCGCUAAAGAAAUGUAACAUUGUUCAGUUUGCGUUGGAAUACCAGGACAAUUUGAGAGUGUUCAUCAAUGCCUAUGAAGUUGAAUUAAUCUGUGGUCCUAUUGCAAAUCAAACAAUUGAAAUAGCAAGGCAGUUUGCCUCUUGCUGA